GAUUUUGUCGCAGCUCUAGCAAGCAAAUAAAAAAUAAACCUAGAAAUAUUGAAGCGCUUCGCUUUUGUAUUUAUUUUGUGUUGUGAUCGAGUUCGUUGAUUCGAUCCGAAAGCCCCCAACCGAUCGCCAGCGGAGGACUCGACCUUGGAGGCCAAUAGCCCGGCGUAGUUUACGCAACGCGAACCACACAAAAUUCGCGAUAUUGCACACCACAACAACAACAAUAGCGCACGGGGCAACAACAAAAACACUGGCGGUGAAGUGAAGAGAGAGGAGAACUAAGAACAGAAGUGGGAGAAGCCAGAACCGAGAACGGCGGAGAGAGAAAGGAGAACGGCAGAGAAUAGAAGGAGACACAUAAACGCGAAAAGACCAACAGAAUCAUCAUGGCGAAUAUGGCAGUGUCGCGAAUCAAGCGGGAGUUCAAGGAGGUGAUGCGCAGCGAGGAGAUCGUCCAGUGUUCCAUCAAAAUCGAACUGGUCAAUGACAGUUGGACGGAGCUACGCGGCGAGAUUGCCGGUCCGCCGGACACACCCUACGAGGGCGGCAAGUUUAUCUUAGAGAUCAAAGUGCCCGAGACAUAUCCCUUCAAUCCGCCAAAGGUCCGCUUCAUAACACGCAUUUGGCAUCCGAAUAUUUCAUCGGUUACGGGCGCCAUUUGCCUAGACAUUCUCAAGGAUAAUUGGGCCGCAGCGAUGACACUGCGCACGGUGCUAUUGUCCCUGCAGGCACUAUUGGCUGCCGCCGAGCCAGACGAUCCGCAGGAUGCCGUGGUGGCGUAUCAGUUCAAGGACAAGUAUGAUCUUUUCCUUUUGACCGCCAAGCAUUGGACGAACGCCUAUGCCGGCGGUCCGCACACCUUUCCCGAUUGUGAUUCAAAGAUUCAACGCCUCAAGGACAUGGGCAUCGAUGAGCACGAUGCGCGCGCUGUUCUUUCGAAGGAAAACUGGAAUCUGGAGAAGGCAACAGAGUGCCUAUUCAGUUAGCUUGCUUGCUCCCGGCCUCACUUAGCACCAGUACCAUCAUCAACACCAGUAACUUCAACGACGACAACCCUUCAGAUUGGCAAACCACACUAAAUUCUAGUACAUCCGGCGGCAGGUGGCAGCGGUAGCGGUGGCGGUGGCAGUGGCGACGGCGUCAGUUACAGCAACAAGCAAUCACUACAAUCAGCAGCAGCAGCUAAAUCUCUGUCAUUUAAAUUUUUGCUAAAUGCCUAACACGCGGUAGUCUAAGACUAAGGCUAAGUCCCCUCCAUAAGAGCAGAACCCCUCUCUACGUAGCGAACACAAAAUCAUAAUUGUAAAUUGUUGUUUUGGUUUACGGAAUUGCAUUUGGCCCUUGUAAUUUCCAUAUUUCAAGUUUCUGUUCCUUAUUUUAUUAUUUUGUAUUUUUUUUUCAUUAACCGCACAUUGCCAGAGGUUGAGCCUAAGGCAAACGCGCCUCUACGUCAAACAUGCGCCAUGCAAUUGGGCCCAGGGUUCCGUUUCAGUCGCAUUUACUUGCAACAAAACUGCUCCAUCAUUUUAAACGAUGGUACAUUUAAUAUUCUCUACAAAAUCUUUAUUUAUGCCACAAAACAAAAAUUAUUAAGCAAACAAAUUAAUUGUGAAAAUGUGUGAAGUGUCUAACAAACAAAUUGAAGUCUUUGUAAAUUGCGUUAAGUUAAUAAAUAAAUAAAUAAAC
This is a messenger RNA of Drosophila kikkawai, 1686 nucleotides long. It is a transcript of the gene Ubc4, whose product is annotated as ubiquitin conjugating enzyme 4. The record is from RefSeq and is a predicted model, not a curated record. Gene Ontology annotation, molecular function: protein binding. Lineage: Eukaryota; Metazoa; Arthropoda; Insecta; Diptera; Drosophilidae.